Molecule: messenger RNA, 4337 nt
Organism: Tachysurus fulvidraco (yellow catfish)
Lineage: Eukaryota; Metazoa; Chordata; Actinopteri; Siluriformes; Bagridae
Gene: abcg4a
Product: ATP-binding cassette, sub-family G (WHITE), member 4a
Exons: 15
Coding region: 804-2741 (645 amino acids)
Cellular component (GO): plasma membrane
Molecular function (GO): ATP binding; ABC-type transporter activity; ATP hydrolysis activity
Source: RefSeq, a predicted model, not a curated record
ACGAGCAGAGCACAUGAUGGACCAACCUGGACAAGCGUGGGGAAACUCGAGAUCCCCAGCUGUCCCGUGAGCGAAUGUGGCACAGCGCCAACCCGCCCUCUGAGCUUUCUGCAGAGAUGACUACUCCUCCAAACUCCCACCCCACCCACACGCGUGCUUUAUCCCCUUCUACAUCACCUCGCCGUCAGGCCUGAGCAGAAACUGUUUUCACCCGGCCUGCACAUCUGGAUUUUUUUUAACAUCUGCACUCAUUCAACCCAGGGAUCGUUUAACAUCCCACGACCUGCUUGGAUCUGUAGAGUGUCAGGACUGAGGCUAGAGGAGCCGAUCAGUCACUGAUAUCCCGCCCUGCGGUACCGAUCCGGUGUGGAUGCUGAUGCUGAUGCUGAUGCGGGAAACGGAAGUGAACGCGCCUGUCCUCCGGCAGACUUAUUUACAGAAGUAAAGACUGAAAUGACGGAUUGCUUAAUCGUCAGCUGACCGGAAUGUAACUUCUGCGCUGAUGCUUAACUCUUAAGUCGAUGCAUCCUUUCCAUUCUUCAUGAUUGUCAUGCAUGGUUUGUUUUUCUGGCGUUUUGUCGUAUUCUUGUGAUUUCAUGGAUGCCAGAUGUAGCUGAAUCCUACAGGAGGAACUGUGUUCCGGACGUGUUGAGGACUCUUUGUGCUUUGUGCGGAAUCCGGUGUGAUCUAUUCGGGCAUGUCAGGAUCACACGGAUAUUUACGUAGAUAAAUAAGAGCACUAGCCAGCUGGAUACGUAUCAAUUCAUCUCAAUUUGAUUUAAAAAAAAAAGUAAAUUGCUGGGAUGGCUGAAAAGCCUUUAGAGCCAGGGUCGGUCUCCAUCCCUAUGGACCAAGUGACCAAUCGGACAGGAGGAGCCCCUCCAGAUGCACCCAUUUUGACCCACCUGAAGAAAGUGGAGAACCAUAUCACAGAGGCACAGAGGUUCUCACACCUGCCCCGGCGCUCGGCCGUAAACCUGGAGUUUACUGAGCUUUCCUACACUAUUCACGAGGGCCCCUGCUGGAGGAGGAGAGGUUGUAAGGCGCUCCUGAAGUGCUUGUCUGGCAAGUUUUGCAGCCGAGAGCUCACUGGAAUUAUGGGGCCGUCUGGGGCUGGAAAGUCCACCCUGAUGAAUAUUCUUGCUGGGUACAGAGAGACUGGUAUGGAGGGUCAGAUAAUGGUAAAUGGGCGAACGCGUGACCUCCGCACCUUCAGGAAGAUGUCCUGUUACAUUAUGCAGGAUGACAUGCUGCUGCCCCACCUCACCACACGUGAGGCCAUGAUGGUUUCAGCUAAUCUUAAGCUAAAUGAGAACAUGGAAGUAAAGAAAGAACUGGUGAAUGAGAUCCUCACUGCUCUAGGCCUGCAAGAGUGCGCACACACUCGUACACACACUCUGUCCGGAGGUCAACGUAAACGAUUGGCUAUUGCACUGGAGCUAGUCAACAACCCCCCUGUCAUGUUCUUUGAUGAGCCAACCAGUGGUCUAGACAGUUCAUCCUGUUACCAGGUGGUUUCUCUAAUGAAGUCUCUUGCUCUGGGUGGACGAACCAUCAUCUGCACCAUCCACCAGCCCAGUGCUAAACUCUUUGAGAUGUUUGACAAGCUGUAUAUUUUGAGUCAGGGGCAGUGCAUAUAUAAAGGCACAGUCCCAUACCUCAUCCCCUAUCUGAAGAACCUCGGACUCCACUGCCCUACUUACCACAAUCCUGCCGACUUCAUAAUCGAGGUGGCAUCAGGAGAGUAUGGUGAUUUGAAUCCUGUGCUUUUCGAGGCAGUGCAGGGUGGCAUGUGUUCAGACGGUGUCAAGAAGAACUCAAGUGACAAGAAUGAUCCUACAUCGUCCUGUCCAACUCAGUGUAACAGCGAUUCAGGACACAUCGAAAAACAUACUUUUGCCACCAGCACGCUCACACAGUUCUGCAUUCUUUUCAAAAGAACUUUUAUCACUAUAUGUAGAGACAUGGUGCUGACCCACCUGAGGGUGAUGUCACACUUGUCUAUUGGAGUACUGAUCGGCCUGCUGUACCUAAACAUUGGCAAUGAUGCCAGCAAAGUGUUCAACAACACUGGAUUCCUCUUCUUCUCCAUGCUCUUCCUUAUGUUUGCUGCAUUAAUGCCAACUGUCCUCACAUUUCCUCUGGAGAUGUCAGUGUUUUUAAGGGAGCAUCUGAACUAUUGGUACAGUUUAAAGGCCUACUACCUAGCCAAGACCAUGGCUGAUAUCCCAUUUCAGGUCCUAUGUCCCAUAAUGUACUGUAGUAUAGUGUACUGGAUGACAGAGCAGCCUCCAGAAGUUAGCCGAUAUGUGCUGUUCAUGGCCUUAUGCACCUCCACUGCCCUGGUGGCUCAGUCUCUGGGCCUACUCAUUGGCGCUGCUUCCACCUCACUGCAGGUGGCUACAUUCAUAGGCCCAGUGACAGCCAUUCCAGUCUUGCUUUUCUCUGGCUUCUUUGUCAACUUUGACACCAUCCCAAAAUACCUACAGUGGAGCUCCUAUGUUUCUUAUGUCAGGUAUGGCUUUGAGGGUGUGAUCCUAUCCAUUUAUGGUAUGAAUCGAACAGAUUUGGAAUGCCCUGGCCUUGUCUGUAAGUUCCAGAAGCCCGAGGAGGUGUUGCAGCUGUUGGAUGUAGAAGACGCAAAACUCUACGUGGACUUCAUAGUGUUAGGGAUCUUCUUCCUCGCUCUUCGGUUAGCCACUUAUCUAGUGCUGCGUUACAAAGUCAAGUCUGAACGUUAGGGCUUGACAUCAGAUACUUCAAUUAUUUUCAUUUAUAGAAUAGUUUAUGUUGUGCAAACCUGUGCAAUGUCUUCAUUCACUCAAACUAAAAAUAUUUUUUUGCACACUAACGUUCCUUUUAUGAUUUUUUCUUGGUUCUUUUUUUUUUAUUAGAUAAUCAGGAGUGACAGCACAGGAUCAAUAGUGACAACAGAGAUUUUAAAAUUUUUUUAAUGCUUAUUUCAGUUAAUAAUUUUUCUAGUUUUAUUUCCUGCAUUAGAUUCAGUUCUUGUAUUAGAUUCAAUAAAAUGAUGACCAAACUCAUUAUAAAUAAAAAGCAUGAAGGCUGGUGAAUGAAGUUGAAGCUAAAAAGCAGCAUUUCUCCCAACUGACAAUCUCACACUUGUCCUUUAUAUUGUGGACUCUCAUAAUAUGAACAGGAUAAAAUAUGUACAGUACAGUAUAUGAGCAAGUGCUUGUCACACAGCCAAAAAAAAAAAUAAAACCCUCAACCACUAUUCUACUCGAUAUUCUUCUGUUGGCUCAGUUUUUAGAUUGUACUUUUGGAGCAACUGAGAACUUUCUGGAACUGAUUUCUUAUUACAAACACAAACAUAGUUGUUCUGUGCUGAGACCGUAUUGCCCUUGCUCUGGAAAGUCUAAUCAGCAUACUGAUGAUCCCAUCUUUGUUCUUUCUUGGACACAUAAAGAAUUAUCUCACCUUUAUCUACUGAAGUACAUCAAAUAAAACAAGGGACUCUACAAUGGAUCUAUGUUAGGUACAUCUGUCAUCCAUAGAUCUAAGGAUCAAGGAAUGAGAAAUAGGUUGAACUCCAAUCAAAAGCAAGUGUUUGUCAUGUGAACCUGUCAUAUUUUUUUGCGAUUUUAAGAUUUUCUUUUUUCCCUUUAUGUUCAUUUGGAUGGAUUACUGGACACUGUAUGAUUCUGUUAUAGUACAAAGUAGGAAAAAUGUGACUCGCUGCCUACACUGAACAUGAUGCUAAAGAAAGGAAUGUUGUGAAUGGGAAAUUUGGUGAAUACAGUGUAAAGAAAUUUACUUUAAUUUAGGAAAAAGAAACCAAGAAUUUCAGCAGAAUCAUCUUGACCUCUUAGGAGUGUCUAAUGUUAGCAUUCUUCUCUAUGGAUAGACGAAAUGGAGGCAUAAACAUUGCAUUCAUAAUCUAUCCUUUAUUGUUAAUGUAUGUCCUGCUGGAGUUGGGACUCGUGAAUCAUCUCCUUGGGGUCAUAUAAACUACUGAGUAUCAUUUCUGUCAUCAGCUCUACUGUCAGCUGACCAGACUCUGUGUGAUCAUAAUGCUGGUUGGACAGGACAGUCUGCGCAGCCUUAUGGCUUAUUGUAUACUGCUUGAUGGACUUUAAUGCCUAUUUAUGAGCACCUCCCUGUACACUUAAGUGUAUCUGCUUACUUAAUUCUGCCUCUUCAAUACUGCAAUGCAAUGCAAACGUCUGGACGAUGGACACGAUGUGGCUCUGAUUUAUGCUAUGUGUUAUGUCUGCCAAUAUAUGGAAUUAUAAUAAUCUGAGUAUAUAUACACGACAAAUGUAGAUGUGCAAUGCUGAUCUUUUUAUUUAAGAUUAAUUUGUAUUUAGUUUUAU